ACGUCGGGCUUCGUUCUUUGUCGUUCUUUGUCGUUCUCCGCUCAGUUCUUUGAGAUGUCCGGCCGCGGCAAAGGGGGCAAAGGGCUCGGCAAGGGCGGCGCUAAGCGUCACCGCAAGGUCCUGCGGGACAACAUCCAGGGCAUCACCAAGCCCGCCAUCCGCCGGCUGGCCCGCCGCGGGGGCGUCAAGCGCAUCUCCGGGCUCAUCUACGAGGAGACGCGCGGGGUGCUCAAGGUCUUCCUGGAGAACGUGAUCCGCGACGCCGUCACCUACACGGAGCACGCCAAGCGCAAGACCGUCACGGCCAUGGACGUGGUGUACGCGCUCAAGCGCCAGGGCCGCACGCUCUACGGCUUCGGCGGCUGAGCCCCCGCCAGCCCCCCGAGUUCCCAAAGGCCCUUUUCAGGGCCCCCCAACACUUCAACAAAAGAGCUGUACACACGCUGGCGGAUCAUCCGCGCCUCCUUGGGCUCAGGGGUGGGAGUGUCGCGUGGAAGAGCUUUUCCCUUAUGGAGCAAGGAUUUAGUGUGGCAUUUAUAGGACGAGCUUGAAAGCUGGGCUCGGGGCAGUGGUGACUGGACGGGGUAAUGGAAUCGUGGGCCGAGUCCAUUUUACACCCUAGCUUCCACACACUGACCCUGAAAGGGCUCUCGGACCUAGCCAUGUUUGUCGGCAGCUCUCUGCCUCCUAAGUCGAGGACGUUUCGCUACAGGGCUAUAUGAAUUAUCCCUAGGUUGUUACCGUCGAUUCGAGCAGCCGGUAGCUUCUAGGCGGUAAAAUGCGGCGCGGAAUUCUGGAGAGAGAUAUAUAGUGGCGUCUAUGCAAAUGAGGGCUAGCCGGAUUCCGUCUCCCAUUGGAGGACGCUGUGCUCGGCGGGAUGCAGUAU
Ochotona curzoniae (black-lipped pika) is the source of this 886-nucleotide messenger RNA. Its product is annotated as histone H4. The record is from RefSeq and is a predicted model, not a curated record. Gene Ontology annotation, biological process: nucleosome assembly. The transcript has a single exon. NCBI's taxonomy places the organism in Eukaryota, Metazoa, Chordata, Mammalia, Lagomorpha, Ochotonidae. Bases 55 to 366 code for a protein of 103 amino acids. Gene Ontology annotation, cellular component: nucleosome. Gene Ontology annotation, molecular function: protein heterodimerization activity; structural constituent of chromatin; DNA binding.